This is a messenger RNA of Chaetomium fimeti, 1037 nucleotides long. RefSeq lists its product as uncharacterized. The transcript has 2 exons. The record is from RefSeq and is a predicted model, not a curated record. NCBI's taxonomy places the organism in Eukaryota, Fungi, Ascomycota, Sordariomycetes, Sordariales, Chaetomiaceae. Bases 17 to 859 code for a protein of 280 amino acids.
CGUUGGCUGCUGGGGAAUGCAUGGAACACAGUGGGCGACAUGGGUGAACUUCCAUUUUCAUCGCAAUGCUUGCGAGAUGCCUCUCGCCGCGUUCAAUCGGGUACGAUCCGGACCAUCGGGCGCUUCUGCAGCCAGGGUGGUGGCGACGACCUUGCGCUUGCUCAGCUCAUGCAGGGAUUCCGAUCGGUGGCCCCGCUGCGCACAGAAGGGAGAUCUCCAAGGUGGAGAGUCGAGACGGAUGAACCCACAAAGUCCACUUGCCCCUUUCUCUCAACCUCACGACUACGACUUGGCCCACCGCCCGCAACGGAUCGUGCAGGAUGGCAUGGAUGGCUCCGAAGCACGUUUCUUGGCGCUCACGUUGCUGGUUGAUCCUCUAGUUAAUAACUCUAUCCAGUGUCUACACGGUUUUCACCUCGCCUGCCCGGUCUCGAGUGAUGAAACGAUCGCGCAGAAUAGCAACCAACCACGGCAGCGGCCGAGGAAAGAUAGACGCAGCCUCGAAGACCAAUGCCCUGCACGGCAGUCGCUUGAACGCACGACAUUGCAUUCUGGGCUAAGUGGGAUGUGGGCGCACGAAAAGGGAAGCGCAAACAAGGAUCACCACUCCUGUUGGUUCCUACUGUUCGCCUACUGUUCGCCUGCUGUUCGCCUGCUGUUCGCCUACUGCUUGAGGCCUGAUCGAGAUGAUCGAUUGUCACGGCAGCGGCCGGCAUGCAUGCAGCGUCCCGGUACUUUCGAGUUGGGGAGAAAGCUGGGCUCAACGUCUUCGCCGUCGCCGUCGCCGUCCUCGACGUCGUGGAAUGUUUCGCUUGUUGUCUUGGUUUGUCAUACUCGGGCCCGAUCUGGGAAUACCUGAUUGAUUGGCCGGGAGGCGCCACCUUGUCCUCUGAGAACCGUCCGGCCAAGACGUCCAGCCUGGCUCAGACGGCGACUUUCAUGGGUGGCUGUAUGUCCAUACCGAGAAUAGUGGCACUUAUGUAUCUAUACUAUGUAGAGGUGGCUACAUUGGAUAUGUCGCUACAUAUGUAAUUACC